Eimeria mitis is the source of this 717-nucleotide messenger RNA. RefSeq names its product DnaJ domain-containing protein, putative. Gene Ontology annotation, molecular function: Hsp70 protein binding. The coding region runs from base 1 to 717 and encodes 238 amino acids. Gene Ontology annotation, cellular component: cytosol; cytoplasm. NCBI's taxonomy places the organism in Eukaryota, Apicomplexa, Conoidasida, Eucoccidiorida, Eimeriidae. Gene Ontology annotation, biological process: protein refolding. The record is from RefSeq and is a predicted model, not a curated record. The transcript is spliced from 5 exons.
AUGUUUGCUGCAGACAUCAAGAAGGCAUACCGCAAGCUGGCCAUUAAACACCAUCCAGACAAGGGAGGAGACCCCGAGAAGUUCAAGGAGAUAUCGAGGGCCUAUGAAGUGUUGAGCGACCCGGAGAAGAAGAGCAUUUAUGAUGAGCUUGGCGAGGAGGGGCUUGAGGGAGGAGGUGCUGAGACGGAUCCCUCAGACAUUUUUGAUUUGUUUUUUGGGGGCAGGAGACCAGGCAGACAGCAGAGCAAGAAGAAGGGCGAGGACAUCGUCAGCCCCAUCAAAGUCACUCUUGAACAGAUAUACAAUGGGGCCCCUCGCCGCAUGGCGAUCAACAAGGAUGUAAUUUGCAAGGACUGCGAGGGGAGGGGAGGACCUGCGGAUGCUUUUAUAACCUGUAAGGAGUGUGACGGCUCCGGUGUGAAGGUUAUGAUCCGACACCUUGGGCCUAUGAUUCAGCAAACACAGGGGAUUUGCACGAGUUGCAAAGGCCAGGGUCGCAGCAUUGAAGCCUCAAAGCGCUGCAAGACGUGCGGCGGGAAGGGAGUUUGCAAGGAGAGGAAGAUCCUCCAGAUCUUCAUCGAGAAGGGUGUGAAGAAUCAUCAUAAGAUCGUCUUUAGAGGAGAAGCCGACGAACGGCCUGGGGAGAUCCCAGGAGACGUUGUUCUUGUUGUGGAGCAACAGGCAAGUAGUGCACACGAGCAUUUGAGCUGUGUUUGA